Cydia amplana is the source of this 694-nucleotide messenger RNA. RefSeq names its product WASH complex subunit 3 (gene CCDC53). Gene Ontology annotation, biological process: actin filament polymerization; exocytosis. The transcript is spliced from 3 exons. Gene Ontology annotation, cellular component: WASH complex. The record is from RefSeq and is a predicted model, not a curated record. Lineage: Eukaryota; Metazoa; Arthropoda; Insecta; Lepidoptera; Tortricidae. The coding region runs from base 23 to 562 and encodes 179 amino acids.
GUUUCUUUAUUCAAUCAAAAUUAUGAGUUUACAAGGGUCGGCCGUCAGUCACGAAGUAAAUAGUGUGGAUUUAUCUAAAAUAGCUGGGUUGCAGCAGAAGAGAACUUUGGCGUUUGUUAACCAUUUUCUCGUAACUACUGUACAGUUUUUGAAUAAGUUUACGAAGGACUGUGAAGAAAAACUAAUGCAUUUUGAACGGAAACUUGAAAAAGUUAAUGCUACCAUGGUCUUGUUGGAAGCUAAGCUAUCAUCAAUUCCAGAAGUAAACAUUCAAUCACAAAGUAAGACUGAGGACCCUGAACCUCCCGAUGCAAAUGCAGGUAAACCAGAUAGUAUACCAGUAGAUAGUAAAGAGACAUCACACAAUACAAACCCAGAAACAUCUGAUGGUGAUGAUACCACAGCGGCAAAUGAGACUGCCUCGGAGGAAACUGCUGUAACUCCUGAGUACAUGAGGUUUGUAAAAAUGGUACAGGUGGGAGUGCCUCUACAGGCUGUUAAACUGAAAUUAACACUGGAAGGCUUAGACCCCAGUGUAUUUGAUAAAAUAAUGAACAAAUAGGCAAAUUAAAAAUAUUUUAUGAAAUAAGUUAAGUCAGAACUAUAUUUUUUCAUAAGGGUUCUAUGUAAAUAAUCAAAUAAUCAUAUAUGUAUAAAAUCAAAAUAAAUAUAUUUAUUUACAUGCCAAUGAAAA